AUGACAUUGACCUUUAAAGAUUUCAUUGCUGGCUGGGGAGCUGGUGUAUGUGGAAUACUAGUAGGUCAUCCCGCAGAUACUGUGAAGGUGAGGCAACAAGUCUUGAGAAGAGCAGGUAUUUUCAAAAUAUUAAUAAAAACAGUGAAAAAUGAAGGUGUAUUGGGUCUGUACCGAGGAAUGUCAUUCCCUCUUUUACUUGCUGGAGUGCAAAAUUCAGUGUUUUUUGGUGUGUAUGGAAACACACUGAGAGUUUUACAAAAUGUUCAAGGUGCAGAUGUUAACCGAAGAUCAUGUGGUGAAGGAUCACGUCCCAAUAGACAUUGGCAUAUAAAUGUUUAUUUUGCAGGGUUUAUUGCAGGAUUUGUUCAUACUUUUCUAGCAUGCCCUGUAGAGCUAAUAAAAAUAAAAAUUCAAGCAUCAGGUGAUCUUACAAAGGAUGAAAGACACCGUAUGAAGGAAUGCAUCAGAAAAAUUUAUCAACAUUCUGGACUUCGUGGCUUUUAUCGUGGAUUUGUAGCUACCCUUUACAGAGAUGUUCCAUCAUAUGGAUUGUAUGUUUUAUUCUAUGAACAUCUUUUAAAAAUUGGGCGUGAUCCCAGUGACAGAAGAAGUGAAUAUUCUAUAUUCCAACAACUUUUUGCAGGAGGUUUAGCAGGAACCAUUACAUGGGUUUCUGUAACCCCCUUUGAUGUACUCAAAUCACGAAUACAGGCAGAUGAUGUCAUCAGGCCCAAAUAUAAAGGAUUAACGGAUUGUAUAAUAAAAAGUUAUAAAGCAGAUGGAUUUCAUGUGUUUGGAAGAGGAUUUUGGGUUCAUGUAAUAAGAGGAUUUCCUGUAAAUGCUGCCACAUUUGUUGGUUAUGAGUGGUGCCUAAAAGUGUAUAAGCAUUUAGAAUAA
Molecule: messenger RNA, 897 nt
Organism: Gryllus bimaculatus (two-spotted cricket)
Lineage: Eukaryota; Metazoa; Arthropoda; Insecta; Orthoptera; Gryllidae
Source: the annotation of a GenBank genome assembly